AUGGUCGCUUCAAGGCGUCAUUCCUGUAUCGACAGGUCAAGAUUUAAGAACAUGUUGAAUUUUCAAUGCUUAGUGGUUUUGAUAGCAGUAUUUGUGACUAUCCACGCAUACAAUGAAGAAGUAGAACGAAGGUUGGAUACGAGUGGACCAAGACCAUUAUCGAAAGGUAUCCACUCUUUCUGUCAGAAGUAUCAUCCUAAACGGUGCAUUUUCUGCCCAUACGAGAUGGUGAAUGAUAUCAGACAACUGUGUACUUUAUUCUACAGGGGUCCUAAGAAGUCUAGUGGCAAAAGGGAAGAAGGAGAUGAAGAUAUCGGAGAAAGAAAUUUGAAUGAAUUACUUAAUAAUCUGGAGGAGAAAAUAAAUGAUUUUUAA
This is a messenger RNA of Lottia gigantea (owl limpet), 375 nucleotides long. RefSeq lists its product as hypothetical. Lineage: Eukaryota; Metazoa; Mollusca; Gastropoda; Lottiidae. Bases 1 to 375 code for a protein of 124 amino acids. The transcript has 4 exons. The record is from RefSeq and is a predicted model, not a curated record.